Messenger RNA from Torulaspora globosa, 2484 nucleotides. RefSeq names its product Lug1p (gene LUG1). The transcript has a single exon. Bases 1 to 2484 code for a protein of 827 amino acids. The record is from RefSeq and is a predicted model, not a curated record. NCBI's taxonomy places the organism in Eukaryota, Fungi, Ascomycota, Saccharomycetes, Saccharomycetales, Saccharomycetaceae.
AUGCAGAGAAAGGCCUUUGUUAAAGACAGGACAACAGGAGGCAAACUCAAGUCUAUGCCAGAUCUUGCGGAGAAUGCUUCCAACUCAAGGGUGAUACCACCCGAAAUCGUAUAUCAGAUUUUAACGUUCCAGUUCAGGGAUUUAAUGAGCAAUGACUAUCCAGGAAACCCCGAAAAGUUUACAGAAAACUUCAGAACCUUUGUGAGAAGCAACUUAACCGUCAAUAAGACGUUCUACCACGUCUGUCGUGUGCUGAUUUACAGGUACUGUAACCUCACCACAGCAAGGCGAUUCCACAACCUCCUGGAAGCUCUUAGACAGAAUGAAAGGGUGCGCAACAUAGUACAAGUAGCUGACUUUCAAGAGUUGACAUCGAUAGGGCUCGGACGCUCAGGUGAGAUGAACAAAAUGAUCAAGAACCUUACGAAUGAAACGCUUUCCGAGUUUUUGGAGCUGACGAAAUCUAAUCUUAGAGAAUUUCUGGCAUGCGAGCAUAUCCAGGAUGAUCUAGAUGCGAAUAUAGUUUAUCAACUACUGCGACCUGGGACGGUUUUAAGUGUUUUGGACUUUUGCGGCUGCUCGGGUGCCAAGUUCACUGAGAGUUGCAUAGCAGCACUGGAGAGAUUAUAUCGUUAUGACGAGUUAAAGCAACAGUACGUUACCAACGAAGAGAACUACCAAGUUACAUGCUUAGGAUUGAACGAUUGUACUGAUCUCCCAUCACCCGUGCUGGGUAGAAUACUUCAAAUGUUACCUGAACUGCAGAAACUAGAUCUAGGCCACACCUCUAUUGAUGAUGAGACUUUAAUGAACAGCUUGCCGCAUUUGAAGAAUCUGACUCACCUUUCCCUAUCUAUGUGCUUAAGGCUUUCUCCCCGGGGAGUCCUGGAGUUUUUUAGCCACCAUCCUGCGUUAACUGAUGAGAAUAACUUGAAGACCCUGGAAUGGCUAAAUUUAUACUCCAUGCCCCAUUCGUCCUCGUGGACCUCAGUGCAUACAAUGUUUCUUUUGAAGAAACUUUGUCAAUUCGGCCAUAAUAAGACGCUUCAAUACCUAAACUUAGGCGGUAUGCCCUUCCAUGAAUCCGAUGACCCAUCUGCUUUUAAAUCCACAUACUACUACCAGUGUAGCGACACGCUCCAGUUCAUCAAGUAUAAUUUUCCGAAAUUAAAAUGUCUAAGCAUAAGAGGUAACAACUUCCCCAUCACGAAGAUCUGCGAUUUCCUGAAACCUGUAAGUAUUCAAAACUUUGCAGGAAAAAACGGCCAAGAAAUCGAUGAGCACGACUUGCCGCAGGUUCAGCAGCUCAAAUUUCUCAACAUCAGUAAUAACGUUCAUGUUAAUAAGUGGACUAUUAAUGAUCCUGGCCUUUUCACGAGUUCGCAAAGCCUUGUUGCCUUGGAGGUCUCUUUCGAUGCAUGGCAACAGGUGGAGAAAUCAAACGAGAGACAUGAGAUAAUUGCUCUGCGCUAUAAAAAUCCGGACUCUAUCAUCAAAGAUACGGCAGAUGCAGAAAUCGUUAAAUGGAGAUGUUAUAUUGAUUCGUCAUAUGGCAGGAGAUAUUGGCUCCACAGAGUAGAUGAAUAUUUGAACCCAGCUGACCUGGAAAAGAAAGGGAAUAUUUCGAAAUAUGAUUCCAAUGGAAACAAGAUCAUUGAAAUCACAAAGCAACCAGAUUUUCUGAAGUUCGCUCAAAGCAAAAUCAUGUUAGGUUGCGGCAUCGUCCCACUCAGCGCCGUCAGGAGAAAAGAAUGUUAUCGAGAUCUAAACCCUCCGAUAUCUCAUUUUUUCACUAGAAGUGGGAAUGCUACCCUGGGUCAAGCCCCGACGCCAAUUCUAGGCCCAAGGUUACCUCCUGGUGGUUGGAGAGUCUUACAUCACAACGAGGAAGAAAAUGGCGGGACAAGCGACGUUAUUCCCGAAGAGGACGAGGAAGACGACGGAGAUGAAAGUACGAACGACAUGAGGGACUCGUUCGCUUCAUAUGAGAACCCCGAGCUCUCACCUGCAUAUGCAAGCGACCGUAUUGGCAGCAGAAAUGGGCUGUACUGGGACAGGUCUAUGCAAAAUCUGCAACUGCGCAGUCAAGAGGAGCCACCAGCGUUUUCAUCUCCUUCACGACAAUCGCAGCUGCAGCUACAUCAAGCACCCGAGGGCAUCAGCGAAGUUGAAGAGACCGAUGAUGAGUAUCUCAAUGACACAUCGCUGCAGCGUCGCAGGUCGCAACUCAGUAUCUUAGGAUUGGCAUUCUCUCAUCCUGCCGUAAGUCAAAGAUGCAAUGAUCGAGCUUCUUCUGGCUCACUUGUGAUCCCACUCAGGAAACCGAAAAACUACUACCAACUACAUCCACAAGAGUUCGUCUUUGACACCAAAUCCUCCGAAACCACAAAACUCUACAGGAUUCAUUUCGAAUUAGUGAGCGAGUAUGAAGUUUUCGGCUGCAUUGAACGAGGAAUGUAUCGAUACUACGGGCUGAAGACGUGA